Pseudogymnoascus verrucosus is the source of this 1125-nucleotide messenger RNA. RefSeq lists its product as uncharacterized. Bases 146 to 1099 code for a protein of 317 amino acids. The transcript has a single exon. The record is from RefSeq and is a predicted model, not a curated record. Lineage: Eukaryota; Fungi; Ascomycota; Leotiomycetes; Thelebolales; Thelebolaceae.
CUCCAUAACCUCAUUCAAGACUCAUUACGUGCUAUCAAGCCAUCUUGCGCCAAGGCCACCUAUAAAUACCAAUAUAUCCUAUCAAAGUUCCACACAAGGCUUAUAAACUCAAAGCCCAAACCUCAAAACACACAACAACCCCACAAUGUCCUCCUCAACCCCUCCCUCACCCCCCACCCUCGUCAACAUCGGCACCCACUCCCUCGCCCUCUACACCCACGGCCCCUCCCCUGCCAGCCCCAGCGACCCCGUCCUCCUCUUCAUCCCAGGCCUAUCAAGCAGCCGCCUCGUCUGGGCCGCCGUCAUCCGCCUCCUACCCUCCUCACUGCGCAGCUACACCUACGACCGCUCCGGCUUCGGCAGCUCCGAGCUCUCACCACUCGCUCCCACAGCCGAGAAUAUCGCCCUGGAGCUCUCGUAUUUUAUUGAAAGGGCGCCUAUUACGAAUCCACUUAUUAUUGUCGGGCAUUCAUGGGCUGGGGUGCUAAUUCGUGAGUUCAUCGCUCUUACGGGGAAUGGACAGCAUAUCGCGGGUCUGGUGCUCGUAGAUGCAAAUCACGAGACUACACUGCCGCCGCUGAAGAAGUGGUUAGCAGCUCUCAAACCUCUAGGUGAAGGCCUGGAACCGUACGCCGCAAGGGGCAUAGAGGCAGAGAAGCAGUUGACGCAAGAAGAAUGGGAAGCUUUCGUAGGCGACGAGAGGAGCGAGAAAUUCCAGCUCCAAGCGGAAAAAGAGUUUGCGGCAUACGAGCCCAGUUUCCCCACGCUGCAAAAUAAGGAGCUGGAGAAGAAGCAGCCGCUGCUGGGGGGGAAACCGGUGUUUGUGAUUGGGGGGAAGAGGAGCUGGGAUGGAGUUAGGGUGUAUGAGGCUGGGGUGGAGAGGGGGAAUGGGACGGAGGAGGAGAGGAGGCAUCUUAGGGAGAUGAUUGGGGUUGUGGAUGAGGAGAAUGAUGGGUUGAUUAGGGAGCAUUUGAGGCUGAGUACGAGGGGGGAGAUUGUUUUUGCGAGGGAGAGUGGCCAUUUUGUGCAGGUUACUCAGCCGGAUGUUGUGGUUGGAGGGGUGAAGUGGGUGGUGGUUGAGGUGCAGGCUUCUUCUUAGGUGUGAAAAAUAAAUAGCGAAUGGAU